AUACUAAAUAUUAUAAUAACUGCAGUUAUAUUAACAUAAAAGUAUUCAUUAUAUAGAUACAAUGAAUCAACAGCAACAACAAUCACCACAGCAGCAACAACCACAACAGCAACAGCAGCCACAGCAGCAACAACAACAACAACCAUCAUCACAGCCACAAAUGAAUGAUGAUCAAAAAAGAUCUAAUGAACAAACUGAUGAAGACGAUAGUCAGUCUAAUGAAGGAUUUGUUGUGAAAAUGCGUGGCCUACCAUGGUCGGCUACGGCUGAUGAUAUAAUCAAAUUUUUAAGCAUAUUGGGUGAAGCAAAGGUUAAAGAUGGAACUGCUGGAGUACAUUUGACUAUGGCUAGAGAAGGAAGACCUAGUGGUGAAGCUUAUGUUGAAAUGGAAUCAGAAGAAGACCUUAAGGCUGCUCUUAAGAAAGAUCGAGAACAUAUGGGAAAUCGUUAUAUUGAAGUAUUUCGUUCAAAACGUUCAGAAAUGGAAUGGGUUAUUAAAAAAACUGGUUCAACACUAGACAGUGUACUAGAUGAUAAUUGUGUUCGCUUAAGAGGUCUUCCCUUUGGGUCUACCAAGGAUGAUAUUGUACAAUUUUUCCAAGGGUUGGAGAUGACAUCAGACGGUAUAACCAUAGCAACCGACUUCACGGGGCGGAGUACGGGGGAAGCUUUUGUACAAUUUGUAGACAGAGAGAAUGCAGAGAAAGCUCUGCAGAAACACAAGGAGAAAAUAGGACACAGAUAUAUUGAGAUAUUUCGCAGUAGUUUAGCAGAAAUUCGCAAUCAAGCACUGCAAAGAAGACCUAGACAAACUCCAUAUGACCGAAUGGAUCGUUUUGCUAGUAGUGGUGGUGGCAGUGGUGGUAGUGGACGGUACUUUGAUAUGCCUAUGAGGACUGGACGUAAUAUGAAGUCAUUUGGAAAUAAUGGUUAUGAUAAUGGUGGUGAUCCAUGGAGUAGUGGUAGAAGUAUGGGUGGACCAAGAGGAGGUGGAGGUGGCCAAGGUAUGAUGGGCGGCAGUAGUGGUGGAGGAGGAUGGAAUAGCAAUAACUGGAAUGCUCCACCAAGUAGACCAUUAUAUGUUGUACAUAUGAGAGGAUUACCCUUUAAAGCAAAUGAGGAUGAUAUUGCUACAUUUUUUGAACCAUUGGAACCUGUUGAUAUACGUAUUCUUUUCAAUAACAAUAAUCGACCAUCUGGAGAAGCAAAUGUUGAAUUUGGUAACAAAGAAGAUGCAAUGAGAGCUAUGUCAAAAGAUAAGACAUACAUGCAACACAGAUACAUUGAACUAUUUAUGGAUGGACCAGUAGGAGGUGGUCCAGGUUCUGGUGGUAAUAACUUUAGUAUGGAUGAUAUGGGACCACCAAACUCAGGAAAUGGUGGAAACUUUGGAGGAUUUGGAAACAAUUCAUUUGGUGGUGGUAACAGUGGUGGUGGCGGAGGAAAUUCUUUUGGAAACAACUCAUUUUCUCGGCGUAAUGACAACUCUGGUCCUCCUAAUUCAUUUUUUUCAAAUAAUAUGGGUGGAGGUGGAUAUCCAAGACCUUCUGGACCAAGAAAUAUGUCAGGACCUGGCCCCAAAUUUAAUCCCUUUUAAAAUUGAUAAUAAAUAUAAAUAAAAUAAAUUGUUUAACUUCAAAGUAUUAUCAUAUGUUUGCAGCAGAUUGAUAUUUUUUUUAUUUCUUUAACUAAUAAUAUAAUU
Messenger RNA from Melanaphis sacchari, 1702 nucleotides. RefSeq names its product heterogeneous nuclear ribonucleoprotein H2-like. Bases 62 to 1597 code for a protein of 511 amino acids. The transcript has 8 exons. The record is from RefSeq and is a predicted model, not a curated record. Gene Ontology annotation, cellular component: nucleoplasm; ribonucleoprotein complex. Gene Ontology annotation, biological process: regulation of RNA splicing. Gene Ontology annotation, molecular function: RNA binding. NCBI's taxonomy places the organism in Eukaryota, Metazoa, Arthropoda, Insecta, Hemiptera, Aphididae.